AUGUUCCCUAUCUUCUUGGAGACUGCAGUGACACAAUUUACCCAGCACAUCAUAUCCUACCAGGAGACUGCAGUGACACAAUUUACCCAGCACAUCAUAUCCUACCAGGAGACUGCAGUGACACAAUUUACCCAGCACAUCAUAUCCUACCAGGAGACUGCAGUGACACAAUUUACCCAGCACAUCAUAUCCUACCAGGAGACUGCAGUGACACAAUUUACCCAGCACAUCAUAUCCUACCAGGAGACUGCAGUGACACAAUUUACCCAGCACAUCAUAUCCUACCAGGAGACUGCAGUGACACAAUUUACCCAGCACAUCAUAUCCUACCAGGAGACUGCAGUGACACAAUUUACCCAGCACAUCAUAUCCUACCAGGAGACUGCAGUGACACAAUUUACCCAGCACAUCAUAUCCUACCAGGAGACUGCAGUGACACAAUUUACCCAGCACAUCAUAUCCUACCAGGAGACUGCAGUGACACAAUUUACCCAGCACAUCAUAUCCUACCAGGAGACUGCAGUGACACAAUUUACCCAGCACAUCAUAUCCUACCAGGAGACUGCAGUGACACAAUUUACCCAGCACAUCAUAUCCUACCAGGAGACUGCAGUGACACAAUUUACCCAGCACAUCAUAUCCUACCAGGAGACUGCAGUGACACAAUUUACCCAGCACAUCAUAUCCUACCAGGAGACUGCAGUGACACAAUUUACCCAGCACAUCAUAUCCUACCAGGAGACUGCAGUGACACAAUUUACCCAGCACAUCAUAUCCUACCAGGAGACUGCAGUGACACAAUUUACCCAGCACAUCAUAUCCUACCAGGAGACUGCAGUGACACAAUUUACCCAGCACAUCAUAUCCUACCAGGAGACUGCAGUGACACAAUUUACCCAGCACAUCAUAUCCUACCAGGAGACUGCAGUGACACAAUUUACCCAGCACAUCAUAUCCUACCAGGAGACUGCAGUGACACAAUUUACCCAGCACAUCAUAUCCUACCAGGAGACUGCAGUGACACAAUUUACCCAGCACAUCAUAUCCUACCAGGAGACUGCAGUGACACAAUUUACCCAGCACAUCAUUCCAUCUUUACUAAAUUCAACACAUAUAAAACAGAUAUUUUAG
This is a messenger RNA of Oncorhynchus kisutch (coho salmon), 1131 nucleotides long. Its product is annotated as dynein heavy chain-like. The record is from RefSeq and is a predicted model, not a curated record. The transcript has 2 exons. The coding region runs from base 1 to 1131 and encodes 376 amino acids. Lineage: Eukaryota; Metazoa; Chordata; Actinopteri; Salmoniformes; Salmonidae.